This is a messenger RNA of Armigeres subalbatus, 3215 nucleotides long. Its product is annotated as protein cycle. The record is from RefSeq and is a predicted model, not a curated record. Gene Ontology annotation, biological process: regulation of transcription by RNA polymerase II. Gene Ontology annotation, cellular component: aryl hydrocarbon receptor complex; transcription regulator complex; cytoplasm. Gene Ontology annotation, molecular function: DNA-binding transcription factor activity, RNA polymerase II-specific; protein dimerization activity; RNA polymerase II cis-regulatory region sequence-specific DNA binding. The coding region runs from base 716 to 2995 and encodes 759 amino acids. Lineage: Eukaryota; Metazoa; Arthropoda; Insecta; Diptera; Culicidae. The transcript has 11 exons.
GCCGGCGCAGUCGCACCGCCGCCGCUCGCUCGCGCUGACUGGAUGCCUGGGGAAGAAAACUUGCUAUGCACUGGAUUGCAUUGUCCAGUAGUGCAUCGCAAUUGUGUCGGAGCGAAACUGUAGCGCGCGCGGUGCGAUUCCUCUCUCGCCGGUUCUGGCGCGAAACGCGUGGUGUGGUCUCAUCUGGUGUCGAUCGAGAUUACGCAUUUGCCGGGUUCGGUGUACGUUACCGUGGUGGAUUUUGGGGGGCAGUGAAGCUGCGGUUACGUGGCUGUCUGGGUCUGGAAUAUGUAACUAAUAGUGCCUUUUAGAUAUUUUGUUUGGUGUUCGUUGAAAACAGGGAGAAUAUAAAGUAUACUUACUUACCAAGAACGCGACCUUCACUGAUAGUUAACAUUGCAAAUAUGGUCGAUGGCGACCACGACGCUGGUGUCGAGAGUGUUUAGAAGAUUCGCCUGGAAAAACAAACUGUGUUAGUGUGCACAUUGCCUUGGGGCUUGUUGUAAACAGAACAGCGUGAGCAAGUUCGCGUGCAAAUAGUGUACAGCAGAGGAAAGGGCUUUCUGUGAUAAUAGCGCGGAAUGGCGAAAAAUUGUCAUCGUACAUUAUGCUGAUGAUACACAGUUUUGAUGGGCUCUUCCGGAUUGAUAAACACGAUAGAUUUGUAAUAUGCUCACGGAAUGUCUUCCGGUGCCACAGACAGGACGACUGAAGGAUGAUCUAUACUAAAAGUGCAAACAACGCCGGAAAUGAUCAUUUGACGGCAACUACCGUGUCGACGGUCGCCGUUCCCAACGCAGCGCUGUUGGACUCUAUGCAUGCGAGCAUGGCCGCCGUGUCGAAUCUCAACAGCCAUCAGCAGAGUCUACCGUCGGGCGGUGCUGGGACCUUACAUAUGGGAGUUGACCACGGUGGCCAUCAUCACGACGAUGGCGGCGUUGUUGGGAAUGGGGCAGCUGAAAGGAAAAAACGGAAAUUUUCGUACAACGACAAUAGUGAUAUUGAAGAUGACACUGGUGAUGAUGCAAAAUCUGUUCGAACAACAGACGACAAUAAAAAGCAAAACCACAGUGAAAUUGAAAAGCGUCGACGUGAUAAAAUGAACACCUACAUAACCGAGCUCUCGGCUAUGAUUCCCAUGUGCCAUGCCAUGUCCCGGAAGCUGGACAAACUGACGGUCCUCCGGAUGGCCGUUCAACACCUGAAAACGAUACGAGGGGCCGUCCACUCGUAUACCGAAGGUCACUAUAAGCCGGCCUUCCUCUCCGACCAGGAGCUGAAAAUGCUGAUCCUGCAGGCGGCCGAAGGUUUCCUGUUUGUGGUCGGCUGUGAUCGAGGGAGAAUUCUGUACGUGUCGGAAUCCGUCUCGCAGAUACUGAAUUAUUCUCAGGGGGAUUUGCUGGGUCAGAGUUGGUUCGAUAUUCUCCAUCCUAAGGAUGUGGCAAAGGUCAAGGAGCAGCUAUCCUCUUCGGAUCUCAGUCCAAGGGAACGGUUGAUAGAUGCUAAAACAAUGCUUCCGGUUAAAACGGAUGUCCCGCAAGGCGUAACGAGGCUGUGUCCGGGUGCAAGGCGUUCGUUCUUUUGUCGAAUGAAGUGCAAAACGAAUAUUCAGGUGAAGGAGGAAACCGAAUCUAACAAUUCGCCGUCCAACUGUCAUCGGAGAAAAAGUAAAGUUAAUUCAGACAAGAAAUAUUCAGUCAUUCAAUGCACCGGUUACCUCAAAUCCUGGGCACCAGCAAAAAUCGGACUAGAAGAGCACGAAACGGAUGGCGAAGGCGAGUCGUGCAAUCUUUCCUGCCUGGUUGCCGUCGGACGGGUCCAACUGAAUCUGUUCCAGAACCAAAUCACCAACGGUAACGGCAAUCUUCCGAAUCGUCGUCCAACGGUAGACAGCGGCGGAAACGGCGCAUCCACCGCCACCAACGGCUGUAAGGGCCUAAAUCGGAAUAACAUUCCAAACCUGAGAAAUGUACAAUUCAUAUCGCGCCAUGCGAUGGAUGGCAAGUUCCUAUUCGUGGACCAACGGGCCACUCUGGUGUUGGGGUUCCUUCCGCAAGAGCUGUUGGGUACCAGCAUGUACGAGUACUAUCACCACGAAGACAUUCCGGCGUUGGCUGAGUCGCAUAAGGCUGCCUUACAAGGGAACCAGUGUGUGACGACUUCGGUUUACCGAUUACGAACCAAAGAGAACGGUUUCGUGCGACUGCAAAGUGAGUGGAAAUCGUUUCGAAACCCAUGGACCAAAGAGAUCGAGUAUCUGAUAGCGAAGAACAAUGUCAUUCUGGUGGACCUGGCGGAAGCCACGAGAGGCAGUUUCAGUGGAAUAAACGCGAACUUGCAAAGUGGCUGCAACGGGAACGACGGCACCGGCAACAACGAGAUCAACGACGGCAACAACAACAACGAAAAUAAUGAACAAAGUACGGUUGGAUAUGAAAUUUUUAACCAUUCGAAUGGUCGUGAGAUACAACGAAUGAUAAACUCACAUGUGGAGGCUAGUAAAAUAGGUCGUCAGAUAGCAGAGCAGGUUUUGGAUCAUCAACGCAGGAUAGGAGAUUCUUCGUCAGAGAGCAGUCCUGACCCUACCGACUCGGCCAUAGCGCAAAGCUUUAACCCAGCCAUCCAAGAAUCCAACAACGCAUCGAGUGAGGCUAUUGCGGCUUCUUCCUCUGGGGUUUCACCAACGUCUUCCUCAAAUGGUGGCGGUGGAAGCGGAGGAGGCAAUGGGAAUGUAGGAGGAGCGGCAGCAGGAGCCGUUUCAACGGGUGCCACAACCGGACCACCAGUGCAACGAAUAAACGGCACAUUGCCGGGUUACAACCAUGUUCGAAGUAACAGCAUCGUCAGUCCAGAACAUGAGGCUUCCCAUAGUCAAACCAACAGUAACGACGGCAACGAUGAAGCGGCAAUGGCAGUGAUAAUGAGUCUUCUGGAAGCUGAUGCUGGCUUGGGAGGUCCUGUCGAUUUUUCCGGGCUACCGUGGCCAUUGCCAUGAACCAAUGAAUCAAUACGCACCUUAGAGGCAUUUGUUAUUAUGAUAAAAUAUGAGUUAACCUCCUUAGUCAACCAACCACGCAAUGAAUCAGAGUUACCAAUAUAAUGAUUUAGUCAAGUUGAAAGGGGAACAAUUAUUUAAGUAGACCAAGUCAUUUAUCAAUAUUGUGUUUUAUUGCCAAGCUCCUAGAUGGAAUAAAUCAGGCGAUAUUUUCGCUUCA